Messenger RNA from Erigeron canadensis, 2063 nucleotides. Its product is annotated as T-complex protein 1 subunit zeta 1-like. The record is from RefSeq and is a predicted model, not a curated record. The coding region runs from base 103 to 1710 and encodes 535 amino acids. Gene Ontology annotation, molecular function: ATP binding; ATP hydrolysis activity; ATP-dependent protein folding chaperone. Lineage: Eukaryota; Viridiplantae; Streptophyta; Magnoliopsida; Asterales; Asteraceae. Gene Ontology annotation, cellular component: chaperonin-containing T-complex. Gene Ontology annotation, biological process: protein folding. The transcript is spliced from 15 exons.
AAUAAGCUUUUCCGCUCCGAUCACCGUCGGCCUCGUGCCUGCCCUAAAAUACAUACAUAAAAUAUAUAUAUAUUAUAUAUAUAAAUAGUUAUAGUAAAAGAGAUGUCAAUAAGAACACUAAACCCAAAUGCUGAAGUGUUAAACAAAUCAGGUGCACUUCAUAUGAAUAUUAAUGCUGCCAAAGGCUUACAAGAUGUUCUUAAAUCCAAUCUUGGCCCUGUAGGCACCAAUAAAAUGCUUGUUAGUGGAACUGGAGAUAUUAAAUUGACCAAAGAUGGCAAUACUUUAUUAAAAGAGAUGCAAAUUCAAAAUCCUACUGCAAUUAUGAUAGCAAGGACAGCUGUUGCACAAGAUGAUAUCAGUGGAGACGGGACAACAUCUACGGUCAUCUUCAUUGGUGAGCUUAUGAAGCAGUCUGAGCGCUAUAUUGAUGAAGGGAUGCAUCCACGUGUUCUGGUUGAUGGAUUUGAAAUUGCCAAAAGAGCAACACUGCAGUUUCUUGAAAAAUUUAAAACUCCUGUUGUGAUGGGUGAAGAACCAGACAAAGAGAUACUUGAGAUGGUUGCAAGGACAACGUUGAGAACAAAGUUGUAUGAAGCUUUGGCAGAUCAGUUGACUAAAAUAGUUGUAAAUGCGGUACUCUGUGUUCGCAAGCCAGAAGAACCUAUUGAUCUUUUUAUGGUCGAGAUUAUGCACAUGCGCCACAAAUUUGAUGUAGAUACUCGUCUGGUGGAGGGGCUUGUUCUUGACCAUGGGUCCAGGCAUCCAGAUAUGAAGAGGCGAGCAGAGAAUUGCUACAUAUUGACCUGCAAUGUAUCAUUGGAGUAUGAGAAAAGUGAAAUAAAUGCUGGAUUUUACUAUUCUAAUGCGGAACAAAGAGAAGCAAUGGUUGCAGCAGAAAGGCGCUCAGUUGAUGACAGAGUCAGAAAAAUAAUCGAGCUAAAAAAUAAGGUCUGCGCUGGAAGCGAUAAAAACUUUGUGGUUAUUAAUCAGAAAGGAAUUGACCCUCCAUCAUUGGAUCUUCUUGCUCGGGCAGGGAUUGUUGCCCUUAGAAGAGCCAAGAGGAGAAAUAUGGAACGUUUGGUUUUGGCUUGCGGUGGGGAGGCAGUCAACUCUGUAGAUGACUUGACUCCUGAUUCCCUGGGAUGGGCUGGACUGGUCCAUGAGCAUGUUCUUGGAGAAGAGAAGUAUACCUUUAUUGAAGAAGUAAAGCAUCCUCACUCCUGCACGAUUCUAAUUAAAGGACCAAAUGACCAUAUAAUAGCCCAAAUCAAGGAUGCUGUUAGAGAUGGCCUACGAUCUGUCAAAAAUACCAUUGAAGAUGAAGCAGUUGUACUAGGUGCCGGGGCUUUUGAGGUUGCUGCUCGACAGCACUUGAUUAAUGAAGUGAAGAAAUCUGUUAAAGGGCGUGCUCAGCUCGGUAUUCAAGCUUUUGCUGAUGCUCUUCUUGUUGUGCCUAAGACACUUGCUGACAACUCGGGGCUUGACACUCAAGAUGUCAUUAUUUCAUUGACGGGAGAGCAUGACAAUGGUAACGUUGUGGGACUAAAUCAACACUCAGGAGAGCCAAUUGACCCCCAAAUGGAGGGUAUUUUUGACAAUUAUGCUGUAAAGCGCCAAAUCUUAAACUCAGGCCCGGUAAUUGCAUCUCAGCUGCUACUCGUGGAUGAAGUGAUUCGUGCAGGUCGCAACAUGAGAAAGCUGACUUAAGCUUCUCAUGAAUAUUCUUCAGCCUACAUUUGCAGGCAAACAAUGGUUUUGGAUGCGGAUAUUUACAAUUGUAAAGCAAGCUUCAUAAUAUGGUUUGCAAGAAUUUUCUGGAUCUUUACAUGAAGCUGUUAACUCAAUAAAUGAACUUUAUAUUGAUGUUAUCAUUUCACUUGCCGUGAGCUUUAUACUUGGGUAAAAUGUUACUCCGGUUAAUUUUAUCACUUUUCUAGUGGUUUUUAUGUGUUACAUUUGAGGUUGAUGUUUUAUCUUUGUUCUUUUCUCGUCUCUUAAUUGUAAAAGAAAUGUUUUUGAGAAACGGUCAUUUACACUACCAAGCCAUGAAAGAUUUAAAA